Molecule: messenger RNA, 3919 nt
Organism: Andrographis paniculata
Lineage: Eukaryota; Viridiplantae; Streptophyta; Magnoliopsida; Lamiales; Acanthaceae
Product: pre-mRNA-processing factor 39-2
Exons: 13
Coding region: 207-3680 (1157 amino acids)
Biological process (GO): RNA processing; mRNA 5'-splice site recognition
Cellular component (GO): U1 snRNP; U2-type prespliceosome; commitment complex
Molecular function (GO): protein binding
Source: RefSeq, a predicted model, not a curated record
AAGGAAAAGAGAAAAACUCCAAGGGUUGUUCAAAUCAUACCAAACAUUAGUAUUGAAUCCGGCUUAAACCCUAAUUUGUGGUUGAGCCAACUCCAGCAAUGGUGUCGCAUACUUCGAAUAAUGGUGUGCUCUGACUCGUGGCUGAUUUCGUGAAGAAGCGAACAAUAUACCUCAUCAUUCUCAGAUUUUCUGUGUUUUCUGCUAACAUGGCUAUCAAUUUAUCCCAGAAGGUGAACAGAAUGACUUCUGGUGGCUCAGAUGAUUACAAUUCAUGGAGGUCAUUGAUUUUGGAGAUUGAAGCUACAUGCCCGGAGGAUAUAGAUACUACUUCCUUAGCAUACGAGUCCUUUUUAGCAAUAUUCCCAUUGUGUCACUGGCAUUUGGAGAAAUAUGCAUGUUACAUAGCAGAGAGACGUGGUGCUCAAGAAGCAGUGAAAAUUUAUGAGCGAGGAGCAGCUGCUGCAAUGUAUUCAGUUGGUUUCUGGGUUGACUAUUUUUCAUUUGGCACAUCUUGCUUUGAAGACCCUGAGGAUGUUCGUCGGUUAUUUGGAAGAGCUGAGACAUUUGUUGGUAGAGAUUACUAUUGCCAUGUUAUAUGGGACAAGUAUAUGAAAUAUGAAUUUAGUCAGGGGGGUUGGAGGUUUCUUGCAUUGAGUUACAUCCAAGCACUCAGAUUCCCAACAAAGAAGCUGCACUUUUAUUAUGAUAACUUUAAGCAAUUUGUUGCCAAUUUGGAAGAGGAGAUUGGUCUUGAAAAGGGUAACAACAUGGAAGUAGUUCAACCCUCUAGUCCUCGUGCAUCAACAGAAAUAUCUAGGGAUGAAAUCUCUCUCGUCAUUAACGAUUUACUGGAUUCAUCUGAUGUAUCCAUUAAGUCCAGAGCACUAGAUAGAUAUAGAGCUAUUGGUGAGGGAUUCUAUCAGGAAGGAUGCCAGAUGGAGGAAAAGAUCAAGUGUUUUGAGAAAAAAAUUCAUAGGCGGUACUUUUAUGUGACUCCUGUUGAUGAUGAUGAAAUAAGUAAUUGGCACCUAUAUCUGGAUUUCAUUGAAGAUUUAGACGACUUGGAUUGGGCUGUGAAACUGUAUGAAAGAUGUUUGAUUCCAUGUGCCAAUUACCCUGAAUUCUGGACGCGAUAUGUGGAGUUCCUUGAAUCAAAAGGAGGACGUGAGCUGGCUUUAUGUGCCCUGGAUCGGGCAGCUCAAUUAUUUUUGAAGAAUGUGCCUGAGAUCCAUCUAUUCAGUGCAAGGUUCAAGGAGCACUUAGGAGAUGCUAAUGGUGCUCGUGCUGCAUUGCUUCGGGUUGAUGCAAAGACUGAUGCCAGUUUCAUUGAAAAGACUAUGGCUCUAUCCAACAUUGAAAGACGUCUUGGGAAUUUUAAAGCCGCUUCUGCUGCAUAUGAGAUAGCACUGGAAGCAGCAAGGGAGAGGCGAAGGCUACAUGUUCUUCCUACUCUGUAUAUUCAAUUUGCCUAUCUCACCUUCUCGAUAUCAGGCAGCUCAGCUGCUGCCAGAGAUGUAUUGAUUGAAGGUGUACGCAACGUGCCUGAUUGGAGAUUUCUUGUCGAGGAGUUGAUAAAAUUUGCAAUGACACACGAAGGGGCAAGCCACUUAAAUGUGAUUGAUGCAAUAAUAGUUGAUGUCAUUACACCUGAAUCAGAUGAAUAUAAAGAUUUGAAUGCCAAAGAUCGUGAGAGCCUAUCACUCUUAUUCUUAGAGUAUGUAAAUCUUUGUGGAACACUACAAGAUUUAAGAAAGGCUUGGAGUCGUCAUGUUAAGUUAUUUCCACAGUUCCUAAGGAUGAGGACAGCAUAUAAUAAAUCAACAUCAGGCAAUUACUUGUCAGGUGGGAUUGCAGGAAGAAAAGGAGAUCAGCCAUCUGGUGAUGAGUGUUCUGGUAAUCAUCUCCAGAUUCAAGGGCAAAAACAGGUCCUUAAGUCUGCAGUUAAUGAUGAGAUCCAGCCUAAUGAGAUGUUAGAAAGGCUGUCGCUUCCAGAGAAUAAUAAAAUAAGUGCCGAGGAAACAGUGGUACGGCAAGGGUCUCAAGAAGCUAACUUGAUCAAGCAGGAUGCAUCUGGAAACAGUGAACCAGCCUAUGAAUUAUCACGCCAGUAUAUGGAGGACAAUCUGGGGAGAAUAAUUUUUAGUGCAGAAUUAACUAGCCAGUCUAAAGGGAAUGCUUUGAGCACAUCCGAGCCGGAUCAAGAUCCUGCAGGAGGCAAAGGUACGCACAUGGACGUCAGAACGGAACUUGUAAAGCCAUCAAAUGGAAAUGCUUUAAUUCUACAUGAGGGAGCACAAGAACCAGUCAGUUUGGCAACAACGGAGCCAAUUCAGCCAAACUCUCUGAAUUUUCCGGAGAAGGAACCUCAGGAGUCGACUCCCAUGGCUGUUGACAAGAAUGAAUCACAAAGAGGUGUGUCUGGUGAGAGCACACCGGGUGCCAUCUCAAAUGUUGAAUUUAAUUCGUCUGCUGCCUCCAGCAGCGUUCAGACUGAUCACAUUUGCAAUGAAUUGGUCAGAGAUAGAUCAACGAGCCAUCAGCAAAAUAUAUCAACAAAAAGAUGGGUCGAUCCAGAUGAGCCAUCCAAAGCUGAUGCCUACUCGAAUGAAAUAGACAAUCACACACCACCCCCUGCUACAGGACCCUCAACUUCAUGCCUCAAAGAGCAGCUGCCAGGUCUAGAGUCCAAGUUGGAGCAGUCUCUCCACCACGGGUGUCAUCCGACUGUUACAUCCGGCAGAUCAAUGCAUGUAAGUCCUGACACUGCUCAGCAGAAUCUAGAUAAGCAGAAAUCUGGUCUGGUAGAAGACACAGUAAGUGACAAAGGCCAGUCUGCAAAUAAUAUGACACCUCCAACCAAUGUGUCCUCAGGACAAACACCAGCAUCGACUCAGCCAGUUUCUUAUUCCAUGCCAAAUGUGAAUCCGAUGGCUUCGCAAAAUGGUCAAUAUCCAUGGCAAACACAGCAGAGCUUAGAUAUGAACCAGAUGUUACAGUAUCAUUAUCAGCAGCAACAGUUACUUCAACAACAGUACCAGCAGCAGCAGAUGCAAAUGCAGCAAGCCUAUUUCCAACUGCAACAAAAUUACCAGCAGUACUAUCAGCAGCUACAGCCACAUCAAAAGCAACAGCAGCAUAAUCAGCAGCAACUGCAACCUAUGGUUCAGCAGCAGCCUCAGUUGUCUCCUUAUCAGGCUUAUCAGAUGCAGCAAAAUUUCUCGACUUUUCAGCAUCCACAGCAGCCAUCCCAACACCAACAUUAUCAGCAUGACCAACAGCAGGUGGUAGGGAAUCUGCCAGUGCAGCAAGGUCAGGAAGCUCCUAACUUUCAGCAGAUACAUAUGAAACAACCGCUAGAAGCACAGGAUUCAGCUUACCAAGAACGUCAAUUAGCUUACCAACAACAGCUAAUUUUGCAGCAGUACCAACAAUACCAGGCUUAUCAGCAAAUGCAACUACAGCACCAAUCUCAGGAUGGGACUAAACACGUGCAAGAGCAACAGAUCCAGCAGCAUCCUGUGCAGAACCAGCAAGGUGAACAGCUGCAAAAACAGCAGCAAGUAAUUUCAACCAAUUUGACGCAGCAUGCAAGCCAAAAUCAACAGGUUUCUAGAAGUGCAUCAACAGAUUAUGACAGUGAAACCAAACCUUCUGAAUCUAAACAUCUUCAAUCACCAUGAAUGUAGCAAUGAUGUCCUACUGUUGGUUGAUACUAAUCUCAGAUGCUACAGUAUGGCUUCAUCUCAGCAUCUCAUGCAACCAACAUAUGUGGAUGUGCUGCUAUGCUGCAAUCCUCAACUAAUGUAAGACACAUGGGUCUCAACCUUAAGGAAUAACUUGAUAUGUGGAUGAUAUUGUAGGAUAUGUUAAUCCAAUGCAUGCAUGUCGCUGUUAAUUGAUGAAACUAGAAUGCUACGAA